CCUCUUUCUGACACAGUUUAGUUACUGAUGGAAGAUCAAGAUGUUAUUACCGAAGUCCCUGCAGCACUGAAACGGCUGGCCAAAUACAUGGUGCGUGGCUUCUAUGGGGUAGAGUACUCACUGGUCCUUGACUUAUUGAUCCGAUAUCCCUGUGUGAAGGAGGAUGACUUGUUGCUACUGCUCAAGUAUGAACGCAAACAGUUGCGCACUGUCCUCAACACACUCAAGGCAGAUAAAUUUGUCAAGCUGCGCAUGCGGGUUGAAACAGGGCCCAAUGGGAAGAGUACAAGGCACAACUACUAUUACAUCAACUACAAGUUGCUGGUGGACGUGGUGAAGUACAAACUGGAUCAUGUGCGCCGGAAGAUAGAAGCAGAUGAGCGGGAUUCAACCACCAGGUCCUCCUUCAAGUGUCCAUCCUGCUUCAGCACUUACACGGACCUGGAAGUAAAUCAGCUGUUUGACAUAUUCACAGAGACUUUCCGCUGCACCUACUGCAAUGCUGAAGUGGAGGAGGAUGCCUCUGCGCUUCCCAAACGAGAUGCUCGAACCUUGCUAGCAAAAUUUAACGAACAGAUUGAACCCAUCUUCGCACUACUGCGCGAGACUGAAGAUGUUGUUCUACCACAUGAUUUGCUUGAACCUCAGCCAACAGAAAUUCCAGAGCUAUCAGAAAGCUUUGAACAGAGGGUAUGUUCAAGCAUCCUGGACUCCAGUAUCCAUCUUGAGAAAUGGGCCAACAAGAAUUCAUCUGUCAGUAAUAUGUAUGUUCAAAACUUGGUCAUUGAUUUCCAAGAGUCUGAGCCAAAGAAGAAAGGGAAGGAAAAAGUGACUAAAGAACAUCCUAUAUGGAUGUCCGAAAGUACUGUACAAGGAGCAUCUUCAAAUGCAACUGAUUCCAAUAUUGAAAUGUCCAAAGAAACGGAUGACUGUGUUAAGGAGGCUGUUACUGAUAAUGAAGUAAUAAGGACCCUUCUCAUCCAUGAAUCUAAGUCUUCCUCUGGCACAGGGCAUCCCCCUCCUCGUGCCAAAAACAAACUGCAUGAGUCAGAAAGUGACACCAGUGAAUCAGAGGAGGACGCCAAACAUGCAAAACCUGUGGUAGUUAAAGCAGCAGGGAGUGACUUGGAACAAGAGGAGCAGGAAACACUGGAUCCGACAGUAAUGGUUGCUGGACAGGCCCACUUGUACAGUGAAGUUAGUGACAAUCCAGAGCUAGUGUCAUUUAUGACAGAUGAAGAGAGAGAAGUUUACAUCAAGGUGGGACAAGAAAUGUUCCAGUCUGUCUUUGAGUAAAUGCAUGAAUUAAAAAGCAGUUGUUAUACCACUCGUGUAAGUUUAGAUGUUCUGCGAAGUUCUUUCUGUAGCUUAACCUACAGUAGUUGUCGGGUGAAACAAAUGUAAAGUUCAGGAUAUUUUUGUGAAGGUGGUGGUGAGGUCUGAAUCUGCUCCUUGGAGAGCUUGCUAUUUAUUUUUUGCUCAUGUUAUUUCUCUAAAGCAACAAAGUGAAGAUGUUGCAGAUAACCUUGGUUGGUUUCAGUCUAGAGCAGGGGCAGGCAAACUUUUUGGCCUGAGGGCGGCAUUGGGUUUCAAAAGUUGUAUGGAGGGCCGGUUAGGGGAGGAGGGGCGUGGCCUGACGACUGCUCCUCCCCCACCGCUGCACCAUCCAACCCUCCCUUUCCUUCCUGACUGCCCCCCCUCCCGGAAUCCCUGCCCCAUCCACACCCCCACUUCCUGACUGUCCCACCAGGACCCCUGCCUCCAUUCAAAACCCUAUUCCGGCCCUCUGACCUCCCUGACUCCUCUCCACCCCCCCCCCCCCCCCAACUACUCCAUGAACUCCCUUGCCCUCUGUCCAACCCACCUGCCCCCUUACCGCGCACAGAGCACCGGCUCAGGCCAGGCUCUGCAGCCCCCCCGCCCAGAGCAUGGCGCUGGUGGUGCAGUGAGCUGAGGCUGCGCAGGAGGGGGAACAGCAGGGGCUCAGGAGCCGGGCAUGAGGGUCCCAUGGGUUGUAGUUUGCCCACCCCUGAUCUAGCGUAUUUAAAUUUUUUGUUUCCAUAUAGUUCCUGUUUGUGAAACAGUCCUAAAUUUUGUUUAAUAUGCUAAGUAUUGUACUCACUUUUGCUUAAUAUGCUAAGUAUUGUAAUGAAAAGACAAAAUGUAAUGCUUUAAUUACUUUAGAAGCAGGAAU
Messenger RNA from Caretta caretta (loggerhead turtle), 2194 nucleotides. RefSeq names its product general transcription factor IIE subunit 1. NCBI's taxonomy places the organism in Eukaryota, Metazoa, Chordata, Testudines, Cheloniidae. The record is from RefSeq and is a predicted model, not a curated record. Gene Ontology annotation, cellular component: transcription factor TFIIE complex. Gene Ontology annotation, biological process: transcription initiation at RNA polymerase II promoter.